AUGGUAUAUUUGGCGCCAAAAAUACAAGUCGAGUCCAAGGGGCCAGCAUUGAAGAUUCGCGUGUAUCCUGGUUUUGAGUUGGACGUCACAUUUUGUUUCUACUGCCCUGAGUGGCCAACCAAUAGUGACUGGCCUUCUCGACCACGCUACUGGCCGUCUAUGGCUGAUGCGCAGAAGAUUAUGUCACUUGGCUGUCAUGUGGUAGCAAAGUGGGCACCAAGGGACAAGGAGAACAAAAGCUGGAGAUUCUCUUUCUCUGUGGCAGAAUGUGAACUAUCUAAGCUAGUACCAGAUACAGCAAAGAAAUGUUUCUUGGCAUUGAAAAUCAUCCUAAAGGACCAUCUCCAGCCCGUAGUUCCUGAAAUCGGUUCAUACCACAUUAAAACUAUUUUUCUUAACACUAUGGAAAAAUUACCAGUCGGUUUCUGGGCAGACGAAAACAUUGAAAUAUGCUUUCUAGCAUUACUGACAGAGCUUCAUAUUGCCCUUCGGACGAUGAGAUGCCCACAUCAUUGGUUUAGUUCCAUCAAUUUGUUUUCAAUUAAGGCUGAGAAGUUGCAACUUCUUGCUAAGAAAGUGCAGAAAUUCUACAGGAUCCAUCUCCUUUUAUCUUGGACGAUGGCUGCCGCUGCUGCGUUUCGUCAUGUUGUGUGCUUGUUCCGGAGGAGCACUUUACCUCCCGGGACAUCCAAGAAAUCAUUGCCGAUUACGAAGAGAGUCCCAUUUGUGUGCGCGCCAGUGACGACGGUAUGUGUCGAGAAAAUAAUUUUGUGGACCUUUGGCAUGAUGUAA
Messenger RNA from Porites lobata, 792 nucleotides. The record is from the annotation of a GenBank genome assembly. Lineage: Eukaryota; Metazoa; Cnidaria; Anthozoa; Scleractinia; Poritidae.